UGUGUCAAACACCGAGAAACAUCAGUGCGGCGACCACCAAGGGCGCCUAGCAAAAUGGCCAACUACCGACAGCAAGGCCACAUGGUUGGGAGGGAAAGCCCGCCGGCAGGAGUGUCUGGGAACAACGAUGAAUCGCAAGUUGCCCGCUUUUAUCAAGGUCAAGUGGUAUUCAUCACGGGAGGAACUAGCUUCAUCGGAAAGGUCUUGCUCGAAAAAUUGCUCCGAUCUUGUCCCGUUAAGCGCAUCUAUCUGUUGGUACGCAACAAGAACGACGUGGAACCCGAUGCCAGAGUGGAAUCUAUGCUCAGUUCUGAAAUGUUCCAACGAGUCAGACUAGAAGUGCCUGAGGCUCUUGGUAAAGUGAAGGCAGUUGCGGGCGACGUAGCUCAACCAGGUCUGGGGCUAAGUGAUGCUGACAAGCGCAUUUUAGUCGACGAGGUAUCGAUGGUCUUCCACCUGGCAGCCACAAUCAGGCCCAACGAAACAUUCAAGCAGGCUGUUCAGCUGAAAGUUUUGGGCACACGACGUAUAUUGGACCUCUGUAAACAAAUGCGAAGCCUUUGUGCCCUUGUACACGUAUCAACGGUGUAUAGCAACUGGGGCAAAAAGGAAGUACACGAGAUGGUGUACCAAACCCCCAUCGAAACACAUAAAGUUAUUGAGGCCACUCAAUAUGCCAACGUGGAGACAACAGAACCUGCGAAGAAGCUGUUAAUUGGGCAGCCGAAUAAUUACAUUCUGACAAAUGCCGUCAUCGAGUCACUGCUUUUGGACGAACGGGGACAGCUGCCUCUCGCUAUUGUCCGGCCCUCGAUUGUCACUGCGUCGUGGAAAGAUCCUUUUCCGGGAUGGACAGACAGUUCUAACAGCUGCACCAACAUCAUCGUGUCGCUAGGUUUGGGUCUGCUGCCAUCGGUAGUACUGAGGAACAACUGCCUUGCAGACCUUAUUCCGGUUGAUGUGGCAGCCGACACGCUCAUCUGCGUUGCUUGGCAGAUUGCCGUGACCAGGCCAACGUACCUGAGAGUGUACAACUGCACUAGCGGUGCUUUAAAACCACACACGUGGGGCGACGUAGUCAAGGAAUUACGGAGAACGAUGGUACAGAACCCUCUUUCGAAUACCGGUAGCCAACCAAGCUUUAUGGUGACCAGCAGCGAAGUCUUGCAUCGCCUCACUCUCUACAGCCUGCGCUUCGUACCCGAGUUCUUGAAAGAUCUCGGCUUGCGGAUAACUGGACGACAGUCUAGUUUUGCUGAUCGGUACGACAAAGCCAUAAAUGUCAUGAACGCCUUGCAGCUCUACACCACAAAGAGCUGGCUGUUCCGGUCAAACAACGUUGUCGGGCUGAUCAACGACCUCUCUCCCACGGACAAGCAGUUGUUCAAUAUUGACGUGCGGAAACUGGAGUGGUGCCAAUACUGGGAUCAGUGCGUGCUGGGAAUCCGGAAGUUCCUCUUCAAGACCGACGGCUCGGAGCUUCCAGAUUCACGAAAACAAUCAAGACGGCUCAACACAGUACGCUGGCUCGGAUACCUGGCCCUGGCCGUUCUUGCGUGGCGACUUGCGAUAACGCCAAUGCCUUGGUACAUCUCCUGCUCAAUACGUCACCUUGCCACGGGACUCUAUGACAAGCUUGCUUUCCAGUGACUUCUGUAAUCCUCACCAUUGAAAACAAGAGAAAGAGAGAGAGAAGCAAGGAUAGACAGGGAAGUAGAAGCUCGUCCGGUUUGCUACCCUCCACUGGGGGAGAGGGAUAAAGGGGCAAAAAGAGUGACAGAAGAAAAGAGAGGGAUGGAAAGAAACGCAAGCACACUUGGGGGAGCACAUCCAGUCUACAGGCGGUCACACAGACCAUAGAGUUUCCUAAAGUUAACUAGAGGGGACUCUGGCGCUGCGAUCGUUAAGCCACCAUGGGAAGGAUGGGUAGUACACGGAUUUGCCUAGUCUUCGUACUUGCGGGCUUCGAACGACCUUGUGACUUUGUUUAUUGCUGUGUUUUGGUUUUCUUUCGGAUAAAAGAAUGAGUCGUUGUGAACUUCGUGACCAGAUUUUAAUUGGUGAGCCUAAAAAGGUUAAAGUGGUGACGUGGAACUGCCGACUUUUGCGCAACUUCGCUUGCUACAAAGCGGAUGCAGGCAACGCGUAGCGAAACGGAGUCCAAAGAACGAAGUUUAGACAAAUCCGUGUACUACCCAUCAUUGUCAUGCUGGCUCAAGCGCCAUGCGUUGCAGCCUCUAUAGACACUAGCGCCAGAGUUCCCUCUAGUAAGUACUGUAGGAAACUCUAUGACAAAACCCUUUUGACUACAAGUACUUCAGUAACGCUUUCUUCGCUUUCUGUGCCUCCGAGUCGCAUGACCACGGUCCUAGAAUCUUGGGUGCAGAAAAUUGUCUCGAGUCCAGUUGGCCCAAAAGCAUCCGGAGCGGGCAUCGCUGGUUGUCAUAACGAGCUCAGCCGCGCGGGAUGUGUUCAACUGCCUCUUCGGCUGCGCAGGAGUCGCAAGUAGAGGUGUCCUCCAUCGAAGACAAAACGUACGACAAAGUAUUGUGGGCAAGGCGAAGCACCCGUAUCUUCUAGAGAGAAACAAUUGUUUCUUUGUCUGGAAAAUAUGAAGCUAGUUUGAUGCAGCGGUGAAUUCGCUAGCCUAGUCCCGCUUCGACAAAUUUCCUGUCAAAUUGCGAAGUCACCUCUGGAGCCACAUUUGUACCCUCUACAGCCCUUGUCAUUUUAGUGUUCUCGGAUAACAAAUGCUCCACCCGUCUUUUAACAUUAAAGACUAGCAAGCGAAAUUUCGACAGUCAACGCUUUAAAUACACAAUAUUAGCAACAAUUCUUCAAAACCGACUGGAAGUUUUGCUUAAUAUCAGUGUAUCCUGCCCUGGCUCUUUGUAGAAGUAUAAGAAAUGUGCCUGUGAAACAGCUUUCUCGACUCACUGGCGCUCAGUCAUACACUUAUAAUUAUAAAAAGUGCGACAUCUGUGUACAGAUUCCCGUGUUCAUAGACCAUUCUUCAUGCUAAAGAUUCCUUGCUCCCUGUACAUAAAGGGGCCCUCUUACACUUUGCAAGACCCCAUUUUCUUUGUUAUAUUAUUCCAUGUUGUUGUAGUACUCCUUGAUGAGGUGUUUAUCAGCGAUUUUUUAAAAUAUUAUCAAUUAAAAAUAUAGUU
This is a messenger RNA of Rhipicephalus sanguineus (brown dog tick), 3170 nucleotides long. Its product is annotated as fatty acyl-CoA reductase 1. The transcript has 13 exons. The record is from RefSeq and is a predicted model, not a curated record. Gene Ontology annotation, molecular function: alcohol-forming very long-chain fatty acyl-CoA reductase (NADP+) activity. Lineage: Eukaryota; Metazoa; Arthropoda; Arachnida; Ixodida; Ixodidae. Gene Ontology annotation, biological process: long-chain fatty-acyl-CoA metabolic process. Bases 55 to 1650 code for a protein of 531 amino acids. Gene Ontology annotation, cellular component: peroxisome.